Messenger RNA from Caenorhabditis bovis, 237 nucleotides. Lineage: Eukaryota; Metazoa; Nematoda; Chromadorea; Rhabditida; Rhabditidae. The record is from the annotation of a GenBank genome assembly.
AUGGACAAGAAUCUCGGGACUUUCAUCGACAUUGAACCCGCUGUCAACAAAGACAAUGACUCAGUUUUAGCUGAUGGUUCCGACACAGCCAUUUCGAGAUCGAACAAGAAGCGAAGAACUGUCACUUUUGCGGAGAUGGACGCGACAAAACUGGACGAAAACGGUGACGCCAAAGUUCUCUACACGAUCAUUCCUCCAUCAAAAUAUGAAAAUAGUGAACAAGGUUCGUGCCAUUGA